This is a messenger RNA of Psylliodes chrysocephalus, 5062 nucleotides long. The record is from the annotation of a GenBank genome assembly. NCBI's taxonomy places the organism in Eukaryota, Metazoa, Arthropoda, Insecta, Coleoptera, Chrysomelidae.
AAAGUGUUAAAAACAUCGUAUUAAAAUUUAUUCAGAUUGGACCAUUUUUAACCAAAAAUAUCCACUAAACUACCCUAUACACAUUUAAUAUUAUGCAAAACUAUUCGAAUUCUCCUGAGCUCUGCGAUUCGAGAAAACAAUAUUUAUUGAUUAUAAAAUUACGCAAAAUCCAGUUGAAAAUCGAAAAUAUUGUCUAUUAAGUUUACUGUUGACAAUUUUCUGAAUACAAUAUACAUUUUGUUAUUUUAAAUAUUGUUUAAUUUUAUUAAAACAUUAAACUUAAAGAAAAUUCUAGCCUUUAUGAAGAAAACUGUCACUCGACCGCUGCCGAUCGGGCAACAUCGUCUUGAUCGUCACCGAAGUAGCUCCUUUUCAGUCUAACCGCUAGAGAAAGUCUUGUAUUUAUGGUGGGUGGGUAGUUCUGGUUCUUGUCCCAGUUUUAUCAGCAAGUUUAUUGAUCACAACUUAUAAAUAAGAUUGAGUGUUUAGUUUUUAGUUAUAAAAGAAAUAGUUGCAGCAUGCAGGGUCCAGAAGGCCUUUCAGGGUCUUUAGACCACAAAUUAGCUUUAGUUCACGAAAUGAGUGCCCAUAACUUUGAUUUAAUUAGAUUUGCUUCGUAUAGGACAGCCACAAAAUUGAGAUUCAUACAGAAAAAAGUUAGCUUGCACGCUGUCGAUAUUUGGAACGUAAUAGAAGCCUUUAGAGAACAAGGUUUGCACGCUUUAGAGCCGUCUCAGGAAUUGAGCGUGGCUCGUUUGGAAACCUUGCUUUGUUCCUUGUACCAUAGUUUAAAUAAAAGAGCCCCGCCCACUCAACAAGCGCACGUGGACGUGUGCGUUAGUUUGCUGUUGAAUUGGAUCCUCGCUGCUUAUGCUACAGUAGAUAAUGUUGGUAAAAUAAGAGUAUUCUCAAUUAAAGUCGCCCUAGCGACACUAUGCGCUGGAAAACUCAUGGAUAAACUUCGUUAUAUAUUUUCUCAAAUAUCUGACGGUAACGGUCUAUUGCUGCAAUGGAGAUUCAACGAAUAUCUCCAGGAAGUUCUGGCUCUUCCGGCUGCUGUAUACGAAUCUCCAACUUUCAAUUAUACCGAUUCUCUUGCCAAUUCUAUUUUUAGUCCGAACGUAAAAGUCACAGUAAACGACUUUUUAGACGUAAUGAUGUCAGAUCCGGGUCCAUCGGCCUUGGUGUGGUUACCGUUGUUACAUCGUUUGGCCAAUGUCGAAAGUGUUAUCCACCCAGUACAAUGCGACGCUUGCCAACGAGAAAACUUCACGGGCUUCCGUUACAGAUGUCAAAAAUGUCCGCAUUACACGCUGUGUCAAGACUGCUUUUGGAGAGGGAGAGUGUCGUCUCCUCAUAUCUUGGAGCAUCAAGUCAAAGAACAUGCUUCAUUUUCGCCCAAUAAGACGAUUGGACAGUCGCUGAGAAAAUCGUUUCGAUGCGUGCCCGACAAACAGAAGAAUCAUUUUCCCAGGUUUCCCGAACAACCGGAAAAAACGUUGAAUCUGUCUCAUAUCGUGCCGCCAUCUCCUAUUCCUUCUCACAACGGUUUUCCGGAUGGAAACUUUGCAGCUUUCGAUGGAAUGGGCAGUCUCGAUAGUCGAUCCACAGCCAGAAGCUUGGACAGCGCCCGCGACGAUGAACAUCGUUUGAUUGCGAGGUACGCAGCCAAGUUAGCUCAGGAAGCCAGAUCUGGAAUGGGAAGAGUUCCUUCCGAAGCUUGUCUAGGAAUGGACUCUACCAGAGCUCAGAGAGAACUAAUUAACCAACUCGAAGCUAAAAAUAGGGAAAUUAUGAGAGAAAUUGCAAGACUGAGACGUCAACAAGAACUAGAAAAUAAUGGUCACGCGCCCGAUAACCCAGUACUGAUGAACGAAUUGCGAGCUCUGAGGAUGAGAAAGGACGAAUUAGAAACGCAUCUAACCACUUUGCAAGAUUCCAGGCGGCAACUCAUGAUGCAACUUGAGGGACUAAUGAAAAUGUUAAAAAAUCACCAAUCGUCUCCCAGAAGUACGCCCAAUUCAUCACCGCGAAGUACAAAAUCGCCUCCUUUACCUCCGGGCGUUCAACCGACGAGCCAACCUAAUCCUCGCAGCGCUCCUCAAACGCCGAUGGGGAUUCCCUCGUCGGUAAAUUCUUCCAUAUCGAAUUCCAUGCCACCUAUGAGCCAAAACGAAAGGGAGAGGGACAGGGAAAGAGAUAGACAGCACACGUCACAUUCACAAAGUAAUGGAAAUGGUACUCCUGGUUCUGUGGGCCGAUCAUUGCGGAACGACCUCCUAGUGGCCGCCGACUCGGUCACCAACGCCAUGUCGACCUUAGUAAGAGAAUUGAAUUCAGAACCUCCAAUUCGGCCAUCGACAAGCGCAUUGGGAAAACGACAUGAUUUCGAAGACGAUGGCGACGAAGAAGCGGAAGGCGGCUGGCAGCAGGAACUGCAACGCGGCUACGCACAAGAGGCGAAUUUCAUGGCGGAAUUGAGGGCCCGACAUCCUUCAUCUUCGCCCGAACACAACCAGCUCGGCGAACCGCACUAUCCCCAUAAUCCGCACAAUCCAUACGGUCAGUACAACCAGGGGCACGUGUUCCACAUGCAGGCCGUUCACUAUCCCCAGAAUACCAACAUGAAUUCCACGUCUAGUUACGUUAUGCAACAGAAUUACUCCAAUUACAGUCAGGCCGGGAGUGCGAGUCCUUUUGCUUCGCAAGAGCACAGUCGACCCGACAAACUCCUAAACCAAGACGAUCACGACGUGUGUCAAGAAUUGGAACGUAACGAAGAAAUUAAAAACCAAGAAACUCUACAAUUCGAAGAAGCUUUAAAACAUUGGGUCAAUCGGUAAGAUUAAAAAAACCGUUUACCAUCCACUAGAUGAUUUAUGUAUAAAAAAAAACCAUUGGAAACCUAACAUUUUGACUUUUAAGUAAAGCAAAUUGAUUUGUAUUUUUCAUACAAGUUAGUUAAAAUUUACUAUAAAGGUGUGCUCAGCCGGAUAAGUUGUUAACGCAGUAAAAUAAAUAUAUACUUAAAACACAAGCCAUGCUAACAUGUCAAUUUGUUUUUAUAAUUACGUCAAAACUAUAGCAGCCUAUCACUAUUUUCACUUAGACACAUUGCUGCCAUUUUCUUCCUCCUGUUUGCAGCGUUAUUUCAGUGAAAACAUUCUCCAUAUCAGAGAGAAGUUCGAAUCCUACUGACUGUGCCAUGUUAGCUUAUUGUUACUUACAUAUUGAUCUGUAAAAGACCUUUUAAAUGUCCUGUCAGUAAAUAAGAGUUGUAAAUAUACUAAUUUUUAUGAUUACUUACUGAAAUUUAAAUAAAAAUGGCUUGUGUGUUAAGUGUGUAGAUUACAAAGUUUUUGAGUUUAUUUGUUAAAUUAUAUUUAUAAAUGUUUAGUUAAAUAUAUAAAUACGUAAUGAACUGAUAUAGUAUAUUGUUAUUUUACUUUAAUAUAUAAUUUUUCUAGAAAAAUACGCUUAUAUAAUAUAUUAAUUUCUUCCCCAUUUAAAAACUUUUAUUUCUGAAAUUUUACGUCUCUCUUACUAAAUCUAACCUCUAAACGUCAUUUAAAUUAAGGAAAUGUUUGAGGUUGUGGCAUAAAAACAUUAAAUAACGAACAAAAUGGUCGACAGUAUUUUAUUAUUUUUAAAGUUUUGAUUUGCGCCAGAUUUGACAGCAAUCAAUUGUAGUUCAGACAGUUUCCUGUACAUGUAUAUAUAGUUAUAAUUUUUGCGUUAAAGGGAGGCGUAGAGUAAAAAAAAUCAGAAUAAACAAUUUGCUAUUAUAUUCUCGAAUAAAAUACGGAUUUGAAGGAAAUGGACCGUGAUAAUGUGAUUUUUUCUUCACAAAAAUUCUGACAGAUGAUAGUGACACCUGUUACCGUUGUCAUGGUAACAUCACGUGUUGCCAACAUUGUUUUGACGUCACGACUUAUCAGGGUCCGUUUGAAUAAAAUUGUCAAAUUUAUUAAAAAUAUAAUAGACUGGGUAUAAAAGGUGUUUAAUCAUAAAUUAAUAGACUUAAUAAUAAAUUUAAUUGUGAUGAUGAAGAAAUCAAAAGAGUCCUUUGCAUAUCUCACAAAAAUAAGUGACAUGUAUGACAUAUCUUUGUAAGAUAUAAAGGACUUUCUUUUCGUUUCAUAUUUCUUCACUUUUAUGAAAAAUUAACUCAUACAUUGAUAUCCUCAAUUUCAGUUCUAAUUGACCGAUUUAUAUAAUUUCUGACAGUUUUACCUAUUGACAGUUAUACCAAUUGACAGUUAUUAUUACAAUUAUAUUAUUAUUAGUGCAUUUUUAUUUAAAACUGUCCUACUGUCUUGUCAAUCAAGUCAAAUGCCUUUUUAGACUUGAUACUAACUUAUAUUUGCCUUAGUCUCAAUUUUGACGUAUGAUUAAACAUCUUUUACCUGCAAAAACGACGAUAUAGCAAACGAAGCGCAAAUAAACAAUUUGAUUUUGUAUAUUUUUAAAAAUACUCUUGUUAUUAUUGAUCAUAUUAUAUCUAGCGGCGAUUUGUUUCGAGCAGAAUUUAGAGCCGGAAUUAAAUAAUAAACAAAUUAUUAAUGUAGAAAAAUUUAAUUGGACAUCCUAUCUAUCCUAUUCUAUUUAAAUAUUUUUAUAAUUUAUACAAUUCGAGCAAUAUAUGAAAUGUUAAAAAAAUGCUGCUACAUCACUAUAAUAUUUAAAACAGGUAAAUUAAUGAUAUAAAAGGAUCUCAGUAUUGAAAUGAUAUAGUCCCCAGUGUUUUGUGAUUUUUUUCAAUACAAUUUAUAAAAUUAUUAUACCUACUCUUUCAAGAUUUUGUUUCUGUUUAUUACAAAAAAAUAAAAUAAAGGACUAAAGAUAUUAAUAAGGUUUUUUAAUCUCUCCUAUGUUCCUUUUAUUUUAGUUUGAAUUGAAUUAUUUUUGAGUUAUUCCUGUUUAAAUAUCUGUCCGAGUUUAAACAUUAAAGCCAACCCUGUCACAUAUAGGAAUGUGGCUAACGCGUAAAAAGUCACACAAAACGAAUUUUUACAGUUAACUACCAAAGGGAAAUUAUAUUGAAAAAUAUACUCCUUAUGUG